AUGGGAUCACCAUCACAGAUCAGCAUUUCAAGCACCAAUGCAUCCAUCGUCGCACGCUUAGGCGCCGCACGCAUCGAUGGCCGCAGUGAAAACCUCCGGCACCGGCAGGACGAACUUCGAUCCCUCCAUGAAGCACUCUCCAAAGCUCACGAGCAGCUUCAAGCAGCGAUGCUAGCAGACACUGGGCACUCAGCAGCGGAGAUCAACCUCGAGUUCUCCAUGGCUCUGCAGACGGUGUGCCACCACUACGAUUCGCUGGAUUUCCGGCAGGCCCAGGACGAGGAAUACCAGGUUGAACAGGGACAUGACCACACAGGGCGGCGCAUGAACGUGGGAGUGGUGUAUAUCAGACCCUCGGCGCUGUCAUCGUUGUUCUCGGUUGUUGCGCCGUUGGCGGCAGCGAUGGCGGCGGGAAAUGUUUUGAUAUUGGAGGUAUUAGCGACGCUGUACCAACUACCCCACCUGCUCUCGAAGGUCCUCGUCGAAGCUCUGGACGCUGAUACCUUUGCGAUUGUCUCAACGCCUCUCAGCGAUGAGGCACUCCGAUAUUUAUCCGCUCACAGGGUUCUGACCGAUCUCGGUCGACCUGCGGAUGACACCCAUGCAAACGUUCUCGCAUCCUGCUCAGGCAGCCGGGUGAUCGGAGUCGUCGACCGCACCGCCGACAUCACGCAAGCAGCUAAGGCAAUAGUCCGAGCACGAUUUGCCUUUCAGGGCAAAUCUGUUUACGCACCAGAUGUCAUUCUGGUCAAUGAAUUCGUGAAAAGCUCACUCCUCGAGAGCGUGGUCAAGGAGGCGACAGUUUACUUAAGCCAGACGCCUGCCAGGAAUACAGAGCCAGCAGUGCUCCGACAGCACGCAGCAGUCCGGAAACAGAUGGCCAGCAUCGUGGCAGAGAAUCGGGGAAAUAUAAUUGCCCUGGGCGAGGCAGCGGGUAUAAUGGACCUGGCGUCUAGAAGAGACGCAGCCAUCCUCGCGACUAAGAUGACGUUGCCUCUACUUGUCUUUCUGUCGUGCACGAGCCUUGAUGAUGCUAUCAACUUUGCCAGCUGUAAUAGCGACGACGACCUCCUCGUUGGCACUCCAUACUUGGCCUCCUACGUAUUUGGAAGUCCAGAAGUCGCUCGAUACCUGUCUCAAGGGCUGAGUGCCUGCGCCUCAUUCUUAAAUCAUAUUCCAGUUGAGAUCUUAGUGUACUCGUCCUCGGGUUUAGUUGGUCCCGCUGGCCCAGCUGGACACCCACUCGACGCGAAACACCGGUAUACGAAAGCAAUGUUCGAAGUCCCUCGGCCACAAUUCGUCGCGAACGCCCACGCCGGCGUGCCCUUCAAAGACGCCGUCGUGAUCAACCCGGCGGCAGCAGCUAAACUGCUGAACUCUGCCCUUAAACCGCUCAAGCCCACAGACCAGCCAUUUCAGGUCUCAUCCAUUGGCUUCUUCGAGCAGGGCUUGCUCACAUCGCUGGCAAUUGCAAUGACUCCCGUAGUGGUCGGGAUUGGCUACGGGAUGUAUUUGGCUGGAAAAUGGCUAUUGCCUUAUGUUCGAAGGUAG
Penicillium riverlandense is the source of this 1551-nucleotide messenger RNA. RefSeq lists its product as uncharacterized. The coding region runs from base 1 to 1551 and encodes 516 amino acids. The record is from RefSeq and is a predicted model, not a curated record. The transcript has 4 exons. Lineage: Eukaryota; Fungi; Ascomycota; Eurotiomycetes; Eurotiales; Aspergillaceae. Gene Ontology annotation, molecular function: oxidoreductase activity, acting on the aldehyde or oxo group of donors, NAD or NADP as acceptor.